Molecule: messenger RNA, 2132 nt
Organism: Thamnophis elegans (Western terrestrial garter snake)
Lineage: Eukaryota; Metazoa; Chordata; Lepidosauria; Squamata; Natricidae
Gene: OSBP2
Product: oxysterol binding protein 2
Exons: 13
Coding region: 1-1980 (659 amino acids)
Cellular component (GO): cytosol; membrane; intracellular membrane-bounded organelle
Molecular function (GO): cholesterol binding
Source: RefSeq, a predicted model, not a curated record
AUGGUUUGUGUUGAACCCGGGUGCAAAUCCAUUGCCCCAGAGUUGUGUUCCCGGGAUGACUCGGGCGACGACGAGGAGGAAUCCGCCCCGCAGUCUGACAAGAGCGAAGUGCACGGCACCCUGAAAUACCUCUCCGGGAAACUGGACGACCUCAGCGCUUUCAACGACUUGAUCUCCAAGCACGGGGCGGCUCUCCAGAGAUCCCUGAGUGAGCUGGAGAAUCUCAAGUUGCCAGCCGAGAGCGGGGAAAAGAUCAAAGCCGUCAACGAACGCGCCACCCUCUUCAGGAUCACCUCCAAUGCUAUGAUAAAUGCCUGCCGGGACUUUCUGGAUCUUGCAGAGGCCCACAGCAGGAAAUGGCAGCGGGCUCUCCAGCAUGAAUGUGAGCAGCGCAUCCGCCUGGAGGAGACCAUUGAGCAGCUGGCUAAGCAGCACAACAACUUAGAACGGGCUUGUCGGGGCGCGCCCAGCCUCUCCGCGAACCCUGCCGGUCACGCAUCCCGAGCAGGCAGCGUGCAGAGUGGAAAAUCAGAGCCCAGUGAUGAAGAUGAGGAGACGGAGUACUUUGAUGCUAUGGAAGACGCUCAUGCUGUCAUCACAGUAGCUGCAGAGCCUUCAAAACUUCACCGGCGCACCAGCGUCAACAUUAGUGUGCCCAGUGAGAGCUGUUCGGAGGAGUGGAACCUGGGCGGCAGCGUGUUGGACGCUUCCCCUCUCACUGCCUUUGGUACUUCGAGCAAGUCUGGAGGUGUCAACAAGAAGAGGCGUACGGCGAUUCCGGACAAGCCCAACUACAGCCUUAAUCUCUGGAGUAUCAUGAAGAAUUGCAUCGGGAAGGAACUUUCCAAGAUCCCCAUGCCGGUCAACUUCAACGAACCCCUCUCGAUGCUGCAGAGGCUGACGGAGGAUCUGGAGUACCACGAGCUGCUGGACAGAGCGGUCAAGUGCGAGAACGCCAUCGAGCAGAUGUGCUUCGUGGCCGCCUUCUCGGUGUCUUCCUACUCAACCACGGUCCAGCGGACCGCCAAGCCCUUCAACCCGCUCCUGGGCGAGACCUUCGAACUGGACCGCCUGGAAGAACUCGGCUUCCGAUCGCUCUGCGAGCAGGUGAGCCAUCACCCGCCAGCAGCUGCUCAUCACGUAUACUCCCGGCGAGGCUGGACGCUGUGGCAGGAGAUAACCAUCGCCAGCAAGUUCCGUGGCAAAUACCUUUCCAUCUUGCCCCUGGGCACCAUCCACCUCGAAUUCCACUCCAGCGGCAAUCACUACAUCUGGCAAAAAGUCACGUCCACUGUCCACAAUAUUAUUGUGGGGAAACUCUGGAUUGACCAGUCCGGUGACAUAGAGAUCCUGAACCACAAAUCAAAAGACAAAUGCCACCUGAAAUUCUCUCCCUACAGUUACUUCUCCAGAGACAUCCCACGGAAGGUGACGGGGGUGGUGAUGGACGCCGAUGGCAACGAGCGAUUCGUCAUGUCCGGCACAUGGGACGAGAAGAUGGAGUGCUCCAAGAUCAUUGACUCAAGCAUAGGAAACUCCCUUUCGGAAGGCAAGCUUCCGAAAACGGUCUACCAGACCUUGUCCCCCAAGGUCAUAUGGAAGAAAUACCCCCUCCCGGAAAAUGCCGAAAACAUGUACUACUUCUCCAAAAUGGCGCUGACCCUCAAUGAGCCGGAAGACGGCGUCGCUCCCACGGACACCCGCCUGAGGCCCGACCAAAGGCUGAUGGAGAAUGGCAAAUGGGACGAAGCCAACAUGGAGAAGCAGCGGCUCGAAGAAAAGCAACGGGCCAUACGGCGGCACCGGGAAGUCGAAGCAGUUGACGCCCUGGCAGAAGGGAAGGACUACAGAGGCUACACCCCGCUGUGGUUUGAGCGGAAGGUGGACCCCGUGACAGGAGAGCUGAUGUGCGUGUACAAGGGCGGCUACUGGGAAAGCAAAGAGAACCAGGACUGGAGCCAGUGUCCCAGCAUCUUCUGAGCUGGACUCGUUGGGUGCCGAGUGAAACGCCUCCACAAUCCGUGGCGGGGCGGAAGGGCCAGGUCGCUGACGAAGCGCCCUUUGGGGUAGCCCAGCCCCCCCUCCGCCUCCCCCUCCCCAGCCGCCUGGCGGAGAAUCGCGCAGAGAUUCAA